This is a messenger RNA of Glarea lozoyensis ATCC 20868, 1791 nucleotides long. RefSeq names its product Ypt/Rab-GAP of gyp1p. Gene Ontology annotation, molecular function: GTPase activator activity. The transcript has 6 exons. Bases 1 to 1791 code for a protein of 596 amino acids. The record is from RefSeq and is a predicted model, not a curated record. Gene Ontology annotation, cellular component: Golgi apparatus. NCBI's taxonomy places the organism in Eukaryota, Fungi, Ascomycota, Leotiomycetes, Helotiales, Helotiaceae. Gene Ontology annotation, biological process: activation of GTPase activity.
AUGUUUUCUUCAUCGAAUGGUAGCAAAAAACCGGCACAACAGGAGAUGGUCCAAGUUGAGAGAUCUGAAUCCGCAUCCCCGUUUUGGAGAGGACGAAGUUCUGGCCAUCGGGAUGCCUCCCCAAAGAAAAUACAACCACAAGCUGGAAUCGUAGUGGGCGCUUCAUACUCGCACACCGAUAUCUUAAAGAUUGACAAUUUGAACCUAUCUUCGAAUUCUACCCGGCCACGGACACCACCUACAUCUACAUCCCAGAAAACCCGCAGCGAUACUCCGCCGCUCAACAGAGGAGCUUCUGGUCUAUCCUCUCCGCCGCGGCGAACAUAUACAGACUUUUUAUCCCACACGAAUAAUGAUUGGAAAAUGGCAGCGGAUGACGACGAGGAUGAGGAUGAUUAUUAUAAUGAUGACGGCGACGAUUUUGGGUUACCAAGUAUGUCAAGUAUGAAACGUAAAACAAAGAAGAAGUCGAUGGGUGGUAGCUUGGAGGCUGGAAGUGGCACCACACCAUUUGGCUCAGCUUUACAGGGAGGAUUUGGAGGAUUUGGUCCCAGGCGUAUGUCGAACAGUGCAGAUAUUGCAAUAGAGAGACCUGCGCCAAGUUAUCCUGUGGCCAAGAAAAGCGAAGGGAAGAUCUUGAGGCCUCAAUACAAAGAGAUAUUGAGAGACCCUGCAAAUUCUUUACAUCUCAUCAACCAUCCUCCGAUACCACUAGGCGCCACGUCUAAGGAAAUUGAUGUACAUGGCGCGCGGAUCUCCCGAAUCAACAAGUUCAAGCGAAUCUUGCAAGCCACGUCAAUAUCAUUAACGGAUCUACGUUCUGCUGCGUGGUCUGGUGUGCCCGAAGAAGUUCGAGCUAUGACAUGGCAAUUGCUCCUAGGCUAUCUGCCCACAAGCAGUGAGAGACGAGUUAGCACACUUGAAAGAAAAAGAAAAGAGUAUCUGGACGGUGUCCGACAAGCUUUCGAGAGAGGGGGCAAUUCCACCCCUGCAGGUAAAAUCAGAGGCCUAGAUGAAGCAGUUUGGCAUCAAAUUAGCAUUGACGUCCCUCGAACAAAUCCUCACUUAGAGUUAUAUGGAUAUGAAGCGACGCAGCGGUCUUUAGAACGAAUAUUAUAUGUAUGGGCAGUGCGGCAUCCCGCAAGCGGCUAUGUCCAGGGGAUUAAUGACCUGGUAACGCCAUUUUGGCAAGUCUUCCUCGCGAGUUACAUAACAGAUUCAGAUGUGGAAAGUGGAAUGGAUCCAGGCCAGCUACCCAAAGCAGUUCUUGAUGCCGUUGAAGCAGAUUCGUUUUGGUGUCUAACCAAGCUUUUGGAUGGCAUCCAGGAUAACUAUAUAUUUGCUCAGCCAGGAAUACAACGGCAGGUCGCAGCUCUCCAUGAUCUUACGGCACGUAUUGACCAAGCUCUGGCGAAGCAUCUUGAGCAGGAAGGUGUUGAGUUCAUACAGUUCAGCUUCCGCUGGAUGAAUUGCCUGCUCAUGCGAGAAAUAAGUGUUCAAAACACCAUCAGAAUGUGGGACACCUACAUGGCCGAGGAGCAAGGCUUUUCUGAAUUCCACCUAUAUGUUUGUGUUGCCUUCCUUGUAAAAUGGUCGGACAAGCUACGGAAAAUGGAUUUUCAAGAAGUAAUGAUGUUCUUACAAGCCCUCCCAACCCGAGAUUGGACUGAAAAGGACAUCGAGCUUCUGCUUAGCGAAGCUUUCAUUUGGCAGUCCCUGUUUAAGGGCUCAGCUUCUCACCUGAGAGGCGGUUCAGAUAAAACUCCUUCGAACACUUCUAUUGGUACCUGA